AUGAAGCUGGAAUUUGAUGACCAUAAGCACAGCACCUACAUAUUACAAUCUCUGAACGCCCAGAGGCAGAAGAAGGAAUGUUGUGACGUGGUGAUCAAUGUGGGUUCCCAUUCAUUCUCGGCCCAUCAGAACAUCCUAACGGCUGUCAGUCCCUACGUCAAGGACUUAAUCCACAGCUGCAACAUCCAACCCUCAGAUGAACUGUCUGUCACCAUUGACAUUGAUUACAUGAACCCGGUGUCGGUAGAACAGCUGCUGGAAUACUUCUACACGGGUAAGAUUGUUAUUGCUGACAAAAAUGUGGAGGAUCUGUUGAAGGGAGCCAAGUACUUCAUGAUAAAACGGCUCAAGUCCCAUUGUGUAGAGUAUUUGGAACUUGUCCUUGACAGACAAAACUACAUGUACACCCUCAGGUUGGCAGAGACCUAUGACUUAGCUGACCUGGCUGCUACACUGUACAUUUACCUUAAAGACCAAUUCUUCCUUCUAAGUGAAACAAAAGAGUUUGUGGAUUGUCCAUACCACACCCUAUUGAAACUAGUCAAAGAUGAAGACCUUCACACGGCCAAUGAAGAUCAGGUCUUACAGACCAUACUGAGGUGGACUAACCAUAACUUGGAAGACAGGAGGAGCUACUUUCCGAAACUGUUCUCAUACGUCUAUUUGAAUGGUAUAGCUGAUGAGGUCCUCUCAGACAUCAGCAGCACAGAGGCACUGAUCAAGAACAACAACACCUGUAUAUGUGCUAUAGUGGACGUGCUGAGCCACCGCAAGCAGGAAAACCUGACCAGUCUCUCUUACUUCCAACGAAAAGGAGCUCUGCUGGAUGUGGUUCUCGUUCUCGGGGGUCAAAGCUCCGACGGCACUUUCCGCAACGCGAUCUAUGCCUACGUCAUUGAUGAGAACAAAUGGAUUAAAGUUGCUGCGAUGCCAUAUCGAGCUGCAGCACUAGGUGCCAUCUGCACAAGGAAGUACCUGUACGUGACAGGGGGCACCAACGAGCAAAAUGCCAGUCUGAAGGCAGCGUGGAGGUACGACCUGGACAAAAGUACUUGGAGCAAACUGCCAGAUCUCCCACUGGGGCUGGUCUUUCAUUCUAUGAUAUCGUGCAAUGGCAUAGUGUACACAGUGGGGGGAAGUGUGGCACCGAGGAAGUACAUCUCCACCAUUUAUAGGUAUGACGAAAAGAAGGAGAAAUGGACUUCAGUUGGAAGGAUGAGUGUUCCCAUGGACUGUGCUGAGGUUGUGACCAAAGGGGACAGAUACAUCUACAUAGCAACUGGGAGGUGCAUGAUUAAUGACCGGAUUUCCAGGGUCGGAGUUGUGGACUGUUUCGACACCAUAACAGGGGAGGUAAAGCAAAGCUUGACAUUCCCCAUUGAGUUCAAACACAGACCAGUUGUUUCCUUCCAUGGGGACAUGACCCUCAUCGUGCAGAGUCACAAGCACACCAUCGAGGUGAGCUUACAGAAAUUCAAAGUGAAUAAAACACCCAAGCGAAUCCCCUUGCUCCCCAACGCAACCAAAUUGGAGGUGUGCCAUGCCAUGUGCCUUAUCAGAGACAUGGUGUUUGUCUGCGGGGGAACAUCUGCUACAGACGAUGGCAAUGUUAAAGAAUACUCCGUCAACAAAAAUGCCUACCUAUUAGAGACAAAAAUAGGAGUAUGGAAUGAGGUGGCGAAGCCUUCUGAAGCUCUGGAAAGUUCCGCCUGCUGCAGAAGCAAACUUCAAUGCAAGUUCAUUCAGAAGCCAGAAAAAUCUCUCCCUAAACCAAAGCCUGAUCACUAA
Molecule: messenger RNA, 1788 nt
Organism: Carcharodon carcharias (great white shark)
Lineage: Eukaryota; Metazoa; Chordata; Chondrichthyes; Lamniformes; Lamnidae
Product: calicin-like
Exons: 1
Coding region: 1-1788 (595 amino acids)
Molecular function (GO): protein binding
Source: RefSeq, a predicted model, not a curated record